Molecule: messenger RNA, 1476 nt
Organism: Alligator sinensis (Chinese alligator)
Lineage: Eukaryota; Metazoa; Chordata; Crocodylia; Alligatoridae
Product: CMRF35-like molecule 4
Exons: 8
Coding region: 53-1150 (365 amino acids)
Cellular component (GO): plasma membrane
Molecular function (GO): transmembrane signaling receptor activity
Source: RefSeq, a predicted model, not a curated record
AGCCGUCCUGGAGGGAAGCAGACUCCACUUGCUGCAGUAUUUUCCACAACGGAUGGGAGAGUCAGUGAACAAGGAGGCCAUUAUGAGGACCAUGUGGCUGCCCCUUGCUGGGGGCGUUCUCCUCCUUCCAGGCUAUGUCUCUGUGCUGGCUGCUCAGCUGACUGGCCCUGGGGAGAUGAGCGGGGUCCUGGGCCAGUCUGUGUCUGUGCCGUGUCAAUACAUGGAAAAAUACCAGACAAAAAAAAAAUACUGGUGUGGAGGAGAAAAUUGGGAAUCUUGCUCCAAAGUCGUGGAGAGCAUGGGGUCUGAGGAUGAGGUGCGGCAGGGCAGAGUCUCCCUCCGAGACAACCACCUCCUGCACACGUUCACCGUGACCCUGGAGAACCUCACCCUGGAGGACAUGGGGACCUACUGGUGUGGGAUAAACCAAUUUGGACAGGAUCUUAAUGCCCCAGUGAAGGUGACUGUCUUCCCAGAUCUCUCCGCCACAAAGAUGGUGAUAACAGCUGGAUUUAUCUCCACAGUAAGCAGCACUGUGAGCCCCAGGAUGACCACACAUGCCAGCCCUGCAAGCUCUAUUUUCACCAACCCCAUGUUCCUGUUGCCAAUGGUCAUCUUGGUUUUAAUCCUACUGAUAGGCAUCUUGGGUUUUCUUCUGGCAAGGAGGAGGAUGCUGAAGAGGCAAGAGGCUGAUGCAGUCCUUGAAACAACCCCAGGAUCAAGUGAGGCUCCAGAGGAAGCAAAAAGUGACAUUGUCUAUGCAAAUGUGACUACAAAGCCCAGAAAAUCUAUACAUCAAUCUCUCACAUCCAGCUCUACCCAGCCUGAGCACUGCCCUGAAAGUGUGGAAUACGCCUGUGUGGCUCCAGAGGAAGCAAAAGGUGACGUUUUCUACACAAGUGUGACUACAAAGCCCAAAAAAUUGAUCAAUCAAUCUCCCACACUCAGCUUUUCCCAGCCUGAGCACUGCCCUGAAAGCGUGGAAUACUCCUGUGUGGCUCCAGAAAGGACCAUGGUUUCUUACUCCACACUGAAGUUCCCCAUGCUGGAGUUGGAGGCUUAUUCUGCCAACAUGGAUGUGUCCUCCAGACCAGCCCUUUGGACAGGGCCCUUGGAAAGAACAGAGUACUGCUGGAUGAAAAGGAAGUAGGUCCCUGUGGACCUCUGUGCUUCUCUGUUGGAGCAUGUUGGACCUUGCUUUUCUUCCCCUGCAGCUGUGGGGAAGGGCUGGGAUUCCAUAUGGGGCCUGAAGGCUUCAGGCAGCUGAGGUGAGCUGGUAGUGGGAAAGCCCCUCCAGUUUCAACAAAUGCCGGCUGGAACCAGAUUGAGAUAAAAGAAGGGUCUGGCACAUCUCGGAAGCAUGUGGGGCAACAAGGAGCCCUGUGGAAAGGCAGGCAGAUCUCCAUCUUUUGAUCUUUGGAGUAUAUUUUGGUCAUGCCUUGUACUUUCUCAUGCCAAUUAAAGCUUCAAAAAAAC